Messenger RNA from Fusarium fujikuroi IMI 58289, 906 nucleotides. RefSeq names its product related to pyridoxine 4-dehydrogenase. The record is from RefSeq and is a predicted model, not a curated record. The coding region runs from base 1 to 906 and encodes 301 amino acids. NCBI's taxonomy places the organism in Eukaryota, Fungi, Ascomycota, Sordariomycetes, Hypocreales, Nectriaceae. Gene Ontology annotation, cellular component: cytoplasm. The transcript has 4 exons.
AUGGCUCCUCCAGCCCAACUCCCUCUUCGACAACUCACCAAGAAUGGCCCCAAGAUCCCAUCUAUUGGUCUGGGUCUUAUGGGAAUCAGCGUCGGAUACGGAGCAGCCACAUCUGACGAAGAACGUCUCAAACUGCUCGACCGUGCAUGGGAACUCGGCUGUACCAAUUGGGACACAGCUGACAUCUAUGGCGACAGUGAAGAUGUCGUAGGCAAAUGGUUCAAGCUUCAUCCCGAACGUCGUCAGGAUAUCUUCCUUGCGACCAAGUUUGGGCUGAGGGAUGUGCCUAUUGAGAAGACUGUGGAAGCCCUGAAGCAAUUGGUUGAUGAAGGAAAGGUCAAGUACCUGGGCCUCUCAGAGAUCUCGUCUACCACUCUCCGCCGAGCCCACGCCACACAUCCCAUCUCAGCAGUACAAGUCGAGUACAACCCCUGGACGCUCGACAUCGAAGGUCCUUCAGGAACAAACCUUCUCAAGGCUUGCGAGGAGCUGGACGUGGCAGUGUUUGCCUACUCACCUCUUGGCCGUGGUAUCUUGACCGGUCGUUUCCGCUCUGUCGAUGAUUUCGAAGCGACAGAUACCCGAAGAAACCUGACACGGUUCCAGGGUGACAACUUCAAGAAGAACUUGACGAUUGUGGACCAGUUCAAUGAGUUGGCCAAGAAUAGGGGAUUUACAUCUUCACAGCUCGUUCUGGCCUGGAUCUUGGAGCAGAGCCCAAACAUGUUUGUCAUUCCUGGUACGAAGAACGUCAAGUAUCUCGAAGAGAACGUGGGAGCAGCAAAGGUGACCCUGAGUAAGGAGGAGAACCAAGACCUGAGGAAAUUGGCAGUCGAGGCUGGAGUUGUUGGGGGGCGGGACCCCUUUUUUGGCUGCUUCGCUGAUACAGCUCCUCUGGAGAAGUGA